CGCGAGCCGCGCCUGGGACGGGGCUGGCUGACUUCAGCCCAGGAAAGAAAGCAUGUAAAAGAAGAUUAAAACACAUUUAGUGCGGUCUCCCUGUCAAAUAGCCCUUUGAGUUGCGUGCGGCUCUCUACGGUUGAUAGAGAAAGGAGCGGACGAGCCAAGCAAGUGACAGUGAAAAGAGAUCGAAAGGACGUGGCAGACAGUUAUACCAUGCAGGUGAAUGAUGGCCCCAGCAGUCACCCCAUUUUUGUGGCUCCUGUUAACGGAAAUGCUCAGCGGUCGUCAGGAUAUGUUCCAGGCAGGAUUGUUCCAGUUCGUUCUCCACCACCAGCCAAGGCUCCUCCACCGCCCCCACUGAAGCCCCCGGUCCCGCCCCCUGCACGACCAUCGGUUUUUAAUCUGUCAGAAGAUGAGAGCAGAAGGGAGCGUGCCCAGAACCAGCAGAGGAAGAACACUUAUAUUUGUGUUGGCGUGUUCUUCUGCGUUUUCCUACUGAUUCUCAUACUCGUCCUCAGUCUUGCCUCUAAAGAUGUGUUGGAUGAGAACUGCCCUGAUCACAACCCUGUGCUGCUCUCCUGGAACCCAGGCCAUGACCUCAAAAAGGUGGUGGUACGCAGUGGUGAGCAUUACCGUCUAGAUUCAUCUGCCACCCUGUACUCUAUCACUAUCCAGGCUGGAGGUUUGGUUGUCUUUGCCGAUGAUAAAAAAGGCUCAAAAAACAUUACAUUACGAACGCGCCACAUUUUGAUAGAAGAUGGCGGUGCUCUCCAUAUUGGGGCUCCAAAAUGCCGCUAUCGCUCCCUGGCUACCAUCACCCUGGUCGGCCGAUCGGAUGAAACCGCCGUGACUGAGGUUCCUGGCAUGGGCCACAAGUUUUUGGGUGUGAAUGCCGGAGGAACUCUGGAGCUCCACGGGUCAGAGAGGCUGUCCUGGACCUUCCUCACUCGCACCGUACCUGCUUCAGGUUUGGCUACCGGUGACCAUGGCUUCCAGAAGAACUUCAGCCGUGGAAUUAACCUGCGGGUGGUUGAUCAGGACACGGCGGAGGUGGUGAGCAACGAGCGUUUUGACACACACGAUUCCAGUAACGACAGUAAGAGGCUGAGUCAGCUGCUGAAGUCUCUACCUGCAGGACGCAUUGUCGCACUGGCCACCGGUGAUUCUGCGGUUAAGAGCCUGCUGGAAGAGACCAAGAGAACCAUCAAGGAUCUUCUAGGCAGCAGUCAUGUCAAUAAUCUCAAAUACAGGCAGGCAUGGGCCUUGGUCUCGGUAAUUGGUGGAGGAAAUGCUUCUUGCUCGGAAGACGUACGAGAACAUGAGAACCAUGACACCGGUGGCAAGGCGCUGGCUCGCCGAGAGUUCAGAGCAGGCAUGGGCCUUGGUCUCGGAAAGCCUCAGUUCACCCACGUGGGAGAGAUACUGGACGGUGUGGACAUGCGUGCGGAGGUGGCCCUCCUCUCAAGGAAUAUCCUCAUUCAUGGAGAAAUGGAAAACUCCUGCUACGGAAAAAAUUGGUGCCAGUACUUCAGCUACGACACCUUCGGGGGACACAUCAAGAUUUUGGGGAACUUCUCGUCGGUCCACUUGUCUCAGGUGGAGCUGAAACACAUGGGUCAGCAGCGGGAGAAGGGCAGAUACCCUGUGAACUUUCAUAGGUGUGGAGAUGUGGACCAGCGCGGGGGAUACAGUGACCACACCUAUCUGGACUCCCUCUCCAUCCAUCACUCCUUCUCCCGAUGUGUUGGCAUACAUGCCACUAAUGGCCUGCUGGUUAGGGACACAGUUGGCUAUGAUACACUGGGACAUUGUUUUUUCCUGGAGGACGGGAUUGAACAAAGGAACAUAUUUUUCCAUAACCUAGGCUUGUUGACCAGGCCAGGAACCAUUCUACCUACCGACCGCAAUGAUAGCAUGUGCACAGAAAUUACAGACAGGGUACACAAAGGAUAUGUACCAUCUCCUGCAAACGAGUGCAAGGCAGUGUCUACAUUUUGGAUCGCACACCCCAAUAAUCAUUUGAUCAGUAACUCAGCAGCUGGAUCACAGGAUGCAGGAAUUUGGUAUGUUUUCCACAAUUCCUCUACAGGUGAUUCUCAUGGACUGAUUCCGGAGACGAAAGCUGAGCUCACGCCUCUGGGCAUCUUCUUUAACAACCGUGUUCAUUCCAACUUUAAGGCUGGCCUCUUUAUUGAUAGAAAAGUCAAGAGCACCAACGCCACUGCAGCAGACCCACGUGAAUAUCUCUGUCUGGACAACAGCGCUAGGUUCAAGCCUCAUGAGAACUCUGAUCCAAACAGGCCACGGGUGACCGCAGUCAUCGAUACUCUCAUCUCCUUUAAAAACAACGAUCUGGGGGCCUGGAUCCGUGGAGGUGACAUCAUCAUACGAAACUCAGGAUUUGCAGACAAUGGUGUUGGACUCUCAUUUGCAAGUGAUGGCAGCUACCCUAAAGAUGAGGGCUCUAGUCAGGAGGUCUCCCAGUCUCUGUUUGUUGGUGAAAGCAGAAAUCGUGGCACCAAUGGAGGACAAAAUAAAUACUGGGGGAUCGGUGGAGUAGAUGGAAAGAUGAGGACUCUACCAAGAAACAAGACAUUUCCAAUCCGAGGUUUUCAGAUAAAUGAUGGUCCAGUGAGAAUCUUAGACAGCACGUUUCGGGCCUUCAGUCCAACGACAGAGCGCUUCAUCAUGGCUGUGGGAUUCAGCCUGAAAAACAUCUGGCAGCUGACACCCAGAAAUAACCUGUCGUCUCUCGCCUUCCAGCCUAGUGUAACUCUAAGGGCAUUUUUUGGCCGACCAGGCGAGUGGUUUGAGCAGAAUGAUCUGGACGGCGAUAAAAAUUCCAUCUUUCAUGACCUGGAUGGUUCAAUCAGCAAUUACACAGAUACGUAUGUGGCAAGGGCCGACAACUUCCUGAUCCGCCACCCUCAAUGUGUGGAUGUUCCUGAUUGGAAUGGGGUUGUGUGCAGCGGCAAGUACUUUCAGGUGUAUAUACAGACACAGGCUGCAUCUAAUCUGAGCCUAUCUAUCAGUAGAGAUGAAUACCCUGAUAAGCCAAUGGUUCUCAGAGGUAUCAGAAGCCAGACAGCUCCUUCUCAGCAGUACCAGCCUGUACUGAUGAUGGGCAAGAGCUACACGGUGCACUGGAAUGGACCUACACCCAGAGAAACAGUCCUGUCUCUUAUUAAUUUUGACCGGGGUGAUUGGGCUUUACUCGGCUUCUGCUACCCCAGUGAAACAGUCUUCCAGAUCACAUCAGACAUCUACAACAAGCAGAGCAACGGCUUUGAUGGCAUAGAAGACUACGGCCCUGUGUCAUCCAUUUCAGACCUAGAGAAGCGACAGCAGGAAAGGAAGUACUUUUUCGACAAAUCUGUUGGUUUGUUAUGGCUGUACACACGAGCUCGGCACAGACGAGACGGCUAUAGCUACUGCUCCACCGCAGGCUGUGAGAGAGUGAAGAUCAUCGCCACCAUACAUGCCAACCAAAAGACUCAGACCUGCAACUGCACUGCCAAUGCCUACCCCAAAUACAGAAAGCCUGCCAGCAACAUAGUGCCUAUGCCAAAGCCGAACACAGAGCCCUGCAGAGCCUGUGGGGCCUCACAGUUUGCCUUCUCCAGUGAUCCAUGGAACAGCUACCUCCAAACUCAGAUCAAAUCCCUCAGUGUAAAAGAAGAACAGAGUAAUGACACUCAAGCCUAUAUCACUGUGAAUGCAGAGAGGUUUGACCUCACCCAGUCAGGGUUCCUCAUAGUAACUGUGGACGCAUGCUCCGGAAAAGUCACAAAGAACUCGUUGUUUAUGACGCUGGACACUAAAAUGGAACAGUAUUUUAAAACUGGAAUUAUAAAGAGAUCGAUAGUUCUUCUUGCCACAAGAGGUCAGCCUGCUGGCAUUGCUGGUGCUGCACAAUAUCUGGUCCCUUUGAGUUCUGCUAAAGUGUUUGUGUCUAGGAUCCAGGAAGGAUGCAAAGUGUGCAACCUUGCAAGCGCUGCUGACAUCUGCAGGCGCUAG
Sinocyclocheilus grahami is the source of this 4011-nucleotide messenger RNA. RefSeq names its product transmembrane protein 2-like. NCBI's taxonomy places the organism in Eukaryota, Metazoa, Chordata, Actinopteri, Cypriniformes, Cyprinidae. The coding region runs from base 208 to 4011 and encodes 1267 amino acids. The transcript has 24 exons. The record is from RefSeq and is a predicted model, not a curated record.